GGGUAAAGCCUGUUCACAGCCACCUUGGUGGCCAAGACAGCCACACGUUGCCUUGUAAGCAUAACAUUAGCGGAGGGAUACACCAGUUCUUAUUGUUUACCUUUCGUCCUGCAACCAUGAAUUAAUAAGAGAAUUUUGUAUUUGUAUUAAAUAGUUAUGGGAAAAUUUUGUUUUUGUGCCGGAUGUAAGGCGGGUUAUCCAUCAAACAAUUCAGAAAGAAAAACAGCUUCCUAGUAUUAGCAUUUUUAAAGCUCGGAAUAUAAGUUUUUAAUUAUGAUUUCGUUUAUUAGCGUCGAAAUAAGCUUUUACUUUUGAUACAUUUUAAAUAUCCCCUAAAUAUCUUUGUUUACAUUUUGCUCAUUAUAAUUUAGAAUUGUUUUUUAAUAUAUUUGUUUUUAAUCUUCCAAAGCUUAGUCCUACAUUGUAACCUAACAUUUUCGCCUCUAGGCGGCACUAAAGAGCUACGAGGGGCACGUUUUGGCGGUUAAAUUGAAGUUUAUAAAAAACAUUCGGCGUUGUAAUAAAAAUUUAUUAUUGUGUUUAAAAUACUAGCUUAUUAUGCCAAGAAUUUGUUUUUGCCCUGGUUGCAAAACGGGGUACACAGCAAACAAAAAAAAAUUGAAGAAUGAAGGAAAAAAAGUACCACCGUUAUUCGGUACACCAAAGGACCCUGAUCUGUUUGAAAUGUGGAAAAAAGCUAUACCUCGUGCUGAUAGAAUGCUAAGGCCCACGGAUUUUGUCUGUGAACUACAUUUUAAAAAAGAAGAAAUUUUAAAAUAUUUUGAAACUAAAUUGCCUAAUGGAGUUAUUCAUCGUAUAUUACGAGGCCGUAAAGGGCUUGUACCAGGUGCUAUUCCAAGUAUUUUUCCUAACGUUCCUGGGCACUCUACAUUUGUAGAAAAUAGAGCAACAAAAUUAAAGGAAAAAAUUGUGAAACGCAAGAAAAUUUCAUGUCCAAAAAAGAAAAAUGAAACAAAGAAGAAAAAUGACUCUUCACAUCAAACAGGGAAAGAAAAUAUUUUAAUGGAAGUUAUAGUUGUACAACCUUUACCAGAAAAUUCUGCUGCCACACAACCAUCUCAUUUACGGGAAAAUCAAAAUGUCAAAGUAGCAAACUCUUCUCUUUCUAUUUUAGAAAAACAUACCAGGCCUGAAUCAGAUGCACCAGCUUCUUGUUUAUUUUUUGAUGCAAUCGCUGUGAAUUCAAGGCAAAAUGUAUGUAAUAAGAUCUUGACAGAAUUUCCUUCAGCUGAUAAGCUAACCAAGAACUAUAAUGAGCAAAACAGUUCUGUUACAAACGUAACUGAAUCAUAUGUGCCUGAUGCACUGACUGAUAAUUAUUCUAAACAAAAUAGUACUGAUAGAACCAUAACUGUAUCAUUUGUGCCUGAUAUUCAAACUGAGAAUUAUUCUAAACAAAGUAGUUCUGAUAAGACUAUAAUUGAAUCAUCUGUGCCUGAUAUUCUGACUGAGAAUUAUUCUGAACAAAAUAGUCUUGAUAAAUCCAUAGUUGAAUCACCUGUGCCUGAUGCACUAAUUGAGAAUUAUUCUGAAGAAAAUAGUGCUGAUGGAACUAAAAUUGUAUCAUCUGUGCCUGAUAUUCGAACUGAGAAUUAUUCUAAACAAAAUAGUUCUGAUAGAACCGUGACUGAAUCAUCUGUGCCUGAUGCACUCGCAGAUCAUAGUACUUGUGAAGUAAUUAUGACUGAAUAUCCUACUUAUGACACUCACCCAGAUGAUUUAUCUGACCAAAGCAAUGAUAAUGUAACUUCCGCUAAACCCACAGUAAGUGAUGCUGACCGAAUCAUUUGCGAUAAAAUUAGGGCUAAAAUUAGUAAAAUUUUAUCAGAACCUGACAUUGAAGAACAAGUUUCUUUUGAUUUCAUAAAAGCUAAUCUAGAUAUGUUUGAAACAACAGAUUCCUGGUGGAGAGUGAACGCGUUUAAUAACUUUAUUGUGUUUAGUCGAUGGAAUUCUGAUUAUGCUGUAGAUAGAAGGAUAGUGAUUACUAAAGACCUUGCUGUAAAAGUUUUCCUGAUGGAUAGAGAAACUACAAUUGGACGGGAUAUGGAAAAGUUCUCCAUCUAUGACAUUGCAAAGCUUAUUUACAGAGUUGAGAAUUUGAAAUUAUGUAGUGGAAUCGAUAAAAAGGACAGAAAUUGUGCAGGAUUUUUACAAAGUGUAUUCAUGUGCAAAAGACAUAAUUUGUGCCUAGAUUGCAUAAAGUGGAGAAAAGAAGAAGCGAAGGAAGCAGUCAAACGGUUAAAAGAAUCUCCAAAUUGCAUUGAGCUACUUAAUUUUAAUUUAAUCACUUAGUGUUUCUUUUUAAAUUUUUAUUUAAGUUUUGAAACAUUUGUAUGUUAUGCAAAGUAUUGCAAAGCAUAUUCGGUAUUUGCAUUGCAUUUGUAUGUAAAAGAUUUACGAGUAAUUUUGUUGUAUUAGUUUUUUUCCAUUACUAUGAAAUUAGAUUUAUUGUUUAUAUUUUUAUGAUAAUCUUGUUAUUAAACAAAUGUUCAUUAUUUUUGUGCAUGACUGCGCAAUAAGCUUUCAAGUUAUGAUCGGUUGAAUAGUUAUAUAUAUUUAUACAGGGUGAUUCUAAAAAGAUGGGCAAAAUUUUAGGAAGUGAUAGUACACACCCAAGCAAACAAUUUUUAUCAAAGAAUGCAUGGUCGAAAACAAAACGCAAAGCCGCUAGAGGGCAACAAAGUUUAUGUUCUUAUAUGAGGCAAAAACACACAACAAACGAUGAAGUUUAGAUAUAAAGGCAAAUUUAAUGGCAUGUGAUUACAAUAAGUGUUCAAAACAGUGGCCGACAGCGGCUAUGCAUGCAGUACAACGGCGAAGAAAAGAUAGGCGAACAUUAUGAAACACACCAGGCAUAUCACGAACUUUCCUUGCAGCAGCCGAAAGCUUGGCGACAAGUAACGCAGCGCAGUAACUCGCAACAGGAAUGGAGCUUUUACGUUUGCAUCAAACAACUUUCCAAAUGCGCCAGCACCUUUGCGUUUUGUUUUCGACCAUGCAUUCUUUGAUAAAAAUUGUUUGCUUGGGGGUGUACUAUCACUUCCUAAAAUUUUGCCCAUCUUUUUAGAAUCACCCUGUGUAUAGGAAUCUGAGCUUGUAAAAUAUUAUAGUUUUUCCAUUAUAACUAUUUGCCUUGUUUAGAUUGCUUUAACUGUUUCACUGGUAUUGUAAUGUGACAGCUUAAACUUCAUCCUAAUAUACUUUCAACACCUCUUAUUAUAUUAAUAAAAGUUAUUACAGAUUUU
Parasteatoda tepidariorum (common house spider) is the source of this 3269-nucleotide messenger RNA. RefSeq lists its product as uncharacterized. Gene Ontology annotation, molecular function: sequence-specific DNA binding. NCBI's taxonomy places the organism in Eukaryota, Metazoa, Arthropoda, Arachnida, Araneae, Theridiidae. The record is from RefSeq and is a predicted model, not a curated record.